ACGUCUUGGGUGGAGGGAGACGAGGUGGUGGGAGGGAAAGAGCUGAGGAGAAGUUUUAUCGGAGGCACUAGAUGAGGAAAACAGAAUAAGUGCAUGACGGCACUUCGCGGAGCCAACGGAGGUUUUUUUUCCAACCCGUUUUCCAUGCGAGCCUCUUUGGACAUGUACACAGAAGGCGGGCCGGCAACGAGACCCCGACGAUUUCUCCGGCCCGACGGCAUCGCCGGCCCGUGCCCCUGCCCGCACUGCGCCCGCUACGGUGGACCGGGAUACCGAGCAGCAUCCGGUCGACAGCCAGACCGCUCGCAUCCGGACGGCCGCGGGGACGCCCGGCCUCCUCCUCGGGUUCAGGACGGAGGGGGGAGGCCAUCCAGAGGUGCCCGUCGGAGCCCUCAGAGGCAGCCUGUGUUCCAGGGGCCCGGCCCUUGCGGCCACUCGGACGACUCGGCCCAACUCGGUCCCCCUCGGGAGUCGAACCCUGCCCAGCGGAGCCGCUCGUCCCAGCUCGGUGCGAGACGCUGCCCGUCUUUCAGGGAGCGCCGUGACUGCGUGACCGCAUGCAACCGCACCGGGGCGCACCCCUUUCACCUCCGGGCACCGCAGCCACUCCCUCAUCUGCGGGUCAACGGUCAACUGCACGGAUAUAGCAGGACCGCGCACUAUGAUGGAUUUGCGGACAGAGGAGAGGACGCCCUGGAAAAUGGCCGUUUGGGGCACUGCGCACCAAAGAGAAGAGAUACCCAUCAGGAAGCUGGUGUAUCAGCGGAGAACUGGAACGGACACCCUCACAAAGGUUUCUUCCCCACUGAAGUCCCACAAAAGCACUUCGCCCGGGACAAACCAAAUGAAAUUUGCAUCUGCGGCCCGGUUGCCGCCAGUCCGGAAGCGGCAGUCGCCAACCGGCACCAGGGCCGCGGUUCGUUUUUGGCAACGCGAGCAACGGAGCAGGAGUCGGUGAGGGAUCAGAUCCGACAAGUGGUGACGGAUCUGGAGGAUGUCUUGGGAGGUUUGAAGCAGAUUCACGUGGAGAUGAAAGAGGUCGUUGAUCAGAUUGAUCACCUCACAGCCAAUAUGGACCUCGGCGAGGAUCCACGCAACAUCGCUGGCGGGUCAACGGGCAACAUUCGCACCUCUGCUCACCGAGGAGAACUUGCGGUUUCGCCUCCGCGGAACGGCAAGCACGCCCAGGCGGAGUGGCCGAGGGGUUCCGACGAGGAGCGCGUCAUCCUGAGAACAAAUUCUCCAUCCCCCGUUCACAUGGCAUCUGUGGUCAAAACCCGCCGCUUCGCCUCGCCUGGUCACACCAAGGACCUUAACCACACAAACGGGCACCCGCCUCUGCCGUCCGACCGCAAAGCGGACAGCCCGGAGUCCCGUUCGCAAAACCUCACUCCUCGAGUCGUCAUUAGUAACAGCACAACCGCGCACUCGAGGACUCAAAAGCCUCCGCUGUACCCGCACGAUGGAUUUUGCGGCAAAGACUCGCACCCGUCGAGCAAAGCGGCAAGGACCCCCGCAUACGUCUGGAGAGGCCGCCAGAACAACGGCGCGGUGUGAAGAAGGGGAGAGAUGGUGGCAGCGGUGGUCUGCCCCAGCGCCAUGGGGGCUUGAAACAUGAUACCCUGCGGCAGCGAGCGGAGGUCAGCGCAAUUCCAAGCGGGGGAAACAACUCAUGUGUGCAUUAGUCAUGCCUGAAUGGGUAGCUGGCGGCAGCUCAGAUGGACUUUUUGGCACGAUAAGACCCCCGCGGCCUAUUGCCUGCAGUCAUGUGCACAACGGAGGCAUCGUCAUAUUUACAGGAUGAUCACAGCUCUGACUCAAGAUUGCCAUAAUUAACCGGUCUUCGACUUUUCUUCUUCACGCAGGAGAAGCUGUGGAGCGUGACCUCGGGCGGGAUAUUUCUGAGCAGAAAACCGUUGACGCUCUACGAUUUCAGUGGCGGAGCUGCCAAAUAAGUUGACGGAUAAACUGCAACCAAACAAGUGGAGAUGAGCCGCUUCCCGAGAGGAUACGCCCCCACGAGCAGAGAUAGUGACAAAAGCGUGUCAUGGCACGUCUGUCUUUUGUCAUUCAAGAAAUUAAAGCAUCCAUUUCCAUACAAAGUGUGAAGCGGACCAUGGACUGAGCGACUAUUCAAUCGGAAAAAACAGAAAAAUGACUUACACGGGCGACUGGGGGAAAAUAUUUGCGGCUUGGAAACACGUACACCGGGUCAAAAGUUUCCCUCAUUUUUUUUAAAUCACUGCUUUCGCAACUUAAGGUUGCCAUGAUCUUCCCGUUCACAGCCAUGUAGAAAUAUAUCAAUCAAAGUGAAUUGAGAUCAAUUAAAGGGGGUAUUUGAAGUUUUAAAACAGAUAGCAAGAUUUGAAUGUAGACCCACUUGACUCAUCUUUGCUCCCCCAGAAAUUUCUGACCAAAGCCACGGAUGUUUCAAAAUAUCCUGGAACCACACUGACCUCUUGUGGCUAAAAUCAGAAGGCAGCCAUCUUGCCUUGACUUCAGUUCUCUCUACAGCAGUAGGCGGCAUUACGCGCCGAGCUAAUUUUUAGAUGUCAAGAUCAGUUCUCAAUCAUGGCCGUUUAUGAACGCAUGCGCUUAAGAAAGUGCGUAAUUGUGAUAAGGAGUCGAGAUGACCAGCUUCAACAAAAUUGCAGCGGGAGCAAUGCUAAGCUACUAUUAGCACUGGAAACGAGCCGAUGUUAGCUACAGUUGCUGCGUUGGUAGAAUGACUUUUUUUGUAAUCGUGUUAUGAUAAAACUAAAUGUUCAAAUAUAUAUUUUCCUGGA
Hippocampus comes (tiger tail seahorse) is the source of this 2786-nucleotide messenger RNA. RefSeq lists its product as uncharacterized. The record is from RefSeq and is a predicted model, not a curated record. Bases 94 to 1557 code for a protein of 487 amino acids. NCBI's taxonomy places the organism in Eukaryota, Metazoa, Chordata, Actinopteri, Syngnathiformes, Syngnathidae. The transcript has 4 exons.